CUCAAAGGCGUUAAUAUCCUCCCAAACCUCACUAGUCAUGUCAUCAGACAAGCACACCCUCCUUUUCCACCCCUCCUCGUCUCCUGGCCACCCGUUGGACCUCCCUACCGACAUAACCAGGCACUACAUCCCCACCCCCCUUGGGACCCUCGAGCUGCUCUCCGCCCAGCCCAGCAUCUCAUUCUCUCCUAGGAAAAAAGCUAUCCUCUUCCAACACGGCGGUUUCGGAUACGCCUGCGUUUGGCUCCCCUUCCUGACCUACUUCUCCUCACGCGGCCACCCAUGCUAUGCUCUCUCCCUGAGGGGCCACGGCGCCAGCUGGAAACCUUCAUUCUUCUCACUCGUCUGGCGAUACGGCAAAGAUACCAUGGCCCUCGAUCUCAAAUGUGGCCUCGAAUUCGUCAAGUCUCUAGAGAAGGAACGGAGGGGAGGAGAGAUGGACGAUGAGGAUUUGGUUCUGGUUGGUCAUUCGGCGGGUGGUGGGUUAGUACAGCGGUUUUUGAGUCGGGGGAUGGCGAAAGUUGGAGGAGCUGUGAUUUUAGCGGGUUUUCCGAACUUUGGGGGAUUGGGGGUGUAUUGGAAUUGGUUUAAACUAGAUCCUUGGUUUGCGCCGCGUCUCUAUUUUAGGGAUAUGCGGCAUCCUCGAUCUCCGUUGUCCUCUACCAGUCUUGUUCAUAGGGCGUUCUUUUCACCGGAGUAUCCAGUAGGGGAGGUAAAGAAGUUCGAGGUACUCAUGCCGGAGUAUGAGAGUUUGGUGUGGCCGCUAGGGAUGAUGUUUAGUUUUGUGAAUGUGGGAAAUGUGUUGAAGAGUGUUAUUGGGUGGAGAGAUGGGGGGCAAGCACGGGUCUUGGUUGUUGCCGGGGAGAAGGAUACUUUGAUGGGUGUUGGGUUGAUGCGAAAGAUGGCUGCGGAUUAUCGACAACAGUUCAUCAGCUUUGCCAAAAGUCUCUGGGGUGCCAGAUUCAUGGAGACAUCGGAGACUAAGCCUGAGAGUAGUGAUCAACAAGGGGUCGGCUUUGAGGUUAUUCAAGGUUCGGGCCAUCAUAUCCAGAAUGAUCUGCAUUGGGAAGAGUGUGCUCAGAAAAUUUUGGCAUUUGUUGAUCAACUUUGAUUUUUCCCUCCUAAUCGUCACUAGAUUGCCCUAGAUUUUCAGCUAGUCAUGCGCUGUGAUACUCAACUCAUUCAAUAUACACAAAUUUCCUUUCAACAUCUACUUGUCGGUCGAAGAUGGUUGAACUGUGUUCCUGGGACUCUGUUUCUCAGAUACUCUUCUGGACAUUUCCCC
Messenger RNA from Hyaloscypha bicolor E, 1285 nucleotides. RefSeq names its product alpha/beta-hydrolase. The transcript is spliced from 2 exons. Bases 38 to 1111 code for a protein of 357 amino acids. The record is from RefSeq and is a predicted model, not a curated record. NCBI's taxonomy places the organism in Eukaryota, Fungi, Ascomycota, Leotiomycetes, Helotiales, Hyaloscyphaceae.